UCAUGAAGGGUACAGUCUUGAUCUGCUGUUUCCUCUCCCUGCUGCUUUUGCAGGCCACAGCAGAAGAAGGAGAAGAUUUCACCUCCGUCCUCAGAGACAGAUCUCACAUUGAUGAGACGCUGCGACUUGCAGCUGAGGAAAAGGCGGGAGACUAUGCAGCGGCUCUUGAGAGGUUGCGGAAGAUCUACCACACGUCCAUCAAGCCGAUGGAGCAGGCCUACAAGUACAAUGAGCUGAGGCAGCACGAGAUCUCAGCCUACCCCGGACGAACCCUGGGGGACUCAGCCACAGAUGGAGAGAUCACCUCCAAGCCCAUGGUGCUGUUCCUGGGGCCCUGGAGUGUAGGAAAGUCCUCCAUGAUCAAUUACCUCCUAGGCAUGCACGACAGCCCCUAUCAGCUCUACACAGGGGCUGAGCCAACUACCUCUGAGUUCACUGUCAUUAUGCAUGGGGAGAAGAUCCGCUCUGUUGAAGGUAUCGUUAUGGCUGCAGACAGCUCUCGGUCCUUCUCUCCCCUGGAGAAGUUUGGCCAAAACUUCCUGGAAAAACUGAUCGGUAUUGAGAUGCCCCACAAGCUGCUGGAACGUGUGACUUUUGUGGACACGCCGGGAAUCAUUGAGAACCGGAAGCAGCAGGAGAGAGGCUAUCCUUUCAAUGAUGUUUGCCAGUGGUUCAUUGACCGCGCUGACCUGAUCUUCGUGGUCUUCGACCCCACCAAGCUGGACGUUGGCCUGGAGCUGGAGAUGCUCUUCCGGCAGUUGAAGGGUCGCGAAUCCCAGAUCCGCAUCAUCCUAAACAAGGCUGACAACCUGGCCACCCAGGACUUAAUGAGAGUCUACGGAGCGCUCUUUUGGAGCUUGGCUCCCCUCAUCAAUGUAACUGAGCCCCCUCGCGUCUACGUCAGCUCCUUCUGGCCAUAUGACUACGCACCCGACACCAGCCGUGAGCUCUUCAAGCGAGAGGAGAUCUCCCUCCUGGAAGAUCUGAACCAGGUGAUUGAAAACCGCAUGGAGAACAAAAUUGCCUUCAUCCGCCAGCAUGGCAUCCGCGUUCGCAUCCAUGGCCUGCUGGUUGACCGCUACGUCCAGACCUUUAAAGAGAAGAUGAGCUUCUUCAGCGACCCCGAACUAGUUUUCAAGGAGAUUGUGGAUGACCCAGACAAGUUCUACAUUUUCAAAUCCAUCCUAGCCAAGACCAACGUCAGCAAGUUUGACCUGCCCAACCGCGAUGCUUACCGUGACUUCUUUGGCAUCAACCCGGUCACCAAUUUCAAGCCGCUGACGGCUCAGUGCUCCUAUAUGGGAGGCUGUCUGCUGGAUAAGAUUGAGAGGGCAAUCACCAAUGAGCUGCCUGCCCUUCUGAGCAGCAUUAACUCUGGCAAGCAGCCUGGCCUGUCCUCCUGCGAGGCUACUGGCUGUGGUGAGAAGCCAAAGAAUCGCUACCGGAAGAACUGAGGCAAACAAAAUAACUUGAGAGGGGGAAGUAAGAGGAGAAGGGGUCUGGUGUAAGGCCAACCCUGCUUUUGUCAGAACGCCUGUAUUGUUGAGGAGACAGAGGAGCAGAGAUUAGUGUUUGUUUUUUUCCUCAGGAGAGUAUAGGGAGGUACAUUUAGGGAUUGUGGGAAUGAGGCAGAUAGAGGGAGGGAAGGGUCAUUGUUUGAUAAGGCAGCUUAAGGACACAAGUGCUGAAGAAACGAGAACAUGCCACUGAUCACUGAGUUUUGUUGACACACACGCCCUCCUCUCUCCCUCGCACAAUCACAGUGGACUGUCUGGGAUUCGGGGGUUGGGGAAGUAAUGAUGUGAAGAAACACAGAAUGGAAAUAAAAAUAAUAAAAAUUGAAAAUCCUGAGACUGAAAACAGUCAAAUACCAGCUCCCUUGUAUGUGAAUAAAAUGGGAAAAGUGGAAACAGGAGUUGCAAAUUUGUGUUGUAAAACCUUGAGCAUUGCAUUGCAGAAAGUCAAUUCCAUAAGCUUCAGAAGCUUUUUGCAGUAGCCUUUUUGUGGGUGCUAUACAAAGCCAUUGUGUUUGGGUACUCACCCAAACCUUUGGCUUUUGCAAUAGAUUAACAUUAACAUUGCAUGCUAGACAUUAACAGGUGCAUGGAUUUCCGUCAAACAUAAAGUUCAAGUAAUAUUUCCUCAAGUAACUGAAACCUGAACCAACCCUGCCAUGCAACAUAUGAGGCCUUUUUUUCUUAGUUUUAUACGCUCGUCGGUCCUGGUUGUUGACAACCUGUGAAAUGAGCACUGUGAUGGAAGCAGAGGUCAGGGUUCAAGGGUCAGAGUCUUCAGAGCAGGGAGGGUUUGUUCAUUCUGCUUCACUUCUUAACUGAUCUUACUGUUUCUGUUUGCGUCUAUAAAUUUGUCUUUGGCAGAAAUUCAAUACUGUGUUAUGAUUUUUUUUUUGUCCUUGAAUGAUAAGCUUGCCAGCUUUUCUAAGCUGAAUGACCAUAAAAAAAUGACACAUGACGGAUGUGUUUGGACAAUAGCUGUCUUCAGCCAUUUCUUCUGCAGGUUAGAAAGCUAUUUAUUGAUUUUUUCUGUGUACACUUUCCAAAUGGGCAUUGCAAUAGGCUGUGUAUGUGUACUGAAUCAUCCUGCAACACAAUUUUACAAACUGUCACUGCAAGAUUAUGAUUAGCUUGCAAAAAGUGGGCUGCAGGUAAAGAUGAAGUGGAGGACUCGUGAGUUGAUCCCUGACCUCUGUGGAAAGAAGGAAGCCCCGGAUAGGCUGCUAACCUUUACACCCACAAUGGUUUUGCAGUAAUACAUGUCAUAGGUGUGAGUUCUUACGUUAGCCUACCUCAGUGAACUUCUCAGGCGUAUGGCAUGGUAAAAUUGCUACAAAUAGUUUGACAUUUUGAGAAAUAGACUUAUUCCACACUGGAAAAAUUCUUGAAGGGCCCAGUACUCCACCUGGCCAAUAAUUAGGGAGCUUAGAAGUGCAGUAAAGAAGACAUUGUCACCUUUGGAGACACUUAGGCUGAGUGUUCCCCCCUGUUUGCAGUCUUGGCUAAGCUAUGCUGACCAGCUGCAGCCUCAAGCUACAUAUUUACAGCCAUAAAAGUGGAAUCAAUCUACCAAAAUGUCAAACUAUUGCUUUGAAAAAAGAGUCCUGAAUCACAUGGUAAGUGGUAACUACAGCUCCAGAAAGCACCAAUUAAACUCAUGGACAAAUGUACUUCCAGUUCCCUGUCUGUCCUCCCCCACUAACCCCGUCGUAAAGAGUGUUUUCCCUGCUGAAACCUGAAGCAUGACGACAAAGAAAAGAACGCUAACACAAUUAAUCUCACAUCUGCUUCAUUUUCUGUUUUUGGCUUUGAGUGUGUGCUCCACUGGAUGUGUUCAGUAUGGGUACACUGCAGAUCCAGAACAUGCCCACUAGAGAGUGCUGUGUAAAAGUGUAAAAAAAGUUCUACAGACCACUAACGAACACUCAUCAUGGCAGCAGCUUAUAGUGGGGUUCUGGCUUGGGCUAAUGAUGUUGUGUGGUUGUGCUUUUGGUAUAUUUCUGCAUUAGUUAUCUUAAUUUAUUUAUCAGUUAGAUCUGGAAUGGAUGUGUGCCCCGAUAUAGUUUUUGACUCACUUUUUUGUUUGUUUGUUUGUUUUGGUAUAAAAUUUAAAUUAAU
This is a messenger RNA of Chelmon rostratus (copperband butterflyfish), 3632 nucleotides long. RefSeq names its product sarcalumenin (gene srlb). The transcript is spliced from 7 exons. Gene Ontology annotation, molecular function: GTP binding. NCBI's taxonomy places the organism in Eukaryota, Metazoa, Chordata, Actinopteri, Chaetodontiformes, Chaetodontidae. The record is from RefSeq and is a predicted model, not a curated record. The coding region runs from base 3 to 1454 and encodes 483 amino acids.